Messenger RNA from Saccostrea cuccullata (small rock oyster), 1242 nucleotides. Its product is annotated as caspase-7-like. Gene Ontology annotation, cellular component: cytoplasm. NCBI's taxonomy places the organism in Eukaryota, Metazoa, Mollusca, Bivalvia, Ostreida, Ostreidae. Bases 95 to 1003 code for a protein of 302 amino acids. Gene Ontology annotation, biological process: apoptotic process; proteolysis; positive regulation of neuron apoptotic process. The record is from RefSeq and is a predicted model, not a curated record. The transcript is spliced from 6 exons.
AAACUGGUGUAAUCCGAAAGUGAGUAAUCGUUCGAACAAAGCGAAAGCAAACAGUUUUACUGCCAACUGCCAACUUUUCAGUUUAUCAGGAGCAAUGGAAGAAAACAUGAGUACAGAUAGCCCUCAAGAUGUUUCUGAUUCCAAGCCCAUCGUGGAGACUGACGCUUUUGGAUUCGGAAAAUGUACUUCUUCACACAGUACUAAGCCAGUAGCCACCACAAUACAGACAGCCUCUGAGUUUUUCUCCACAAAGUACAAGAUGGACUACGAGAACAGAGGAAGAGCCAUCAUCAUCAAUAACAAGAAGUUCAACCCGAACACUGGUCUGAACGACAGGAAUGGGACGGACGUUGACGCCUCCGCCCUCUGUUGUCGACUCUCCGAGCUCGACUUUGAAGUAGAUCUGUUUCACAAUCUCAAAGCAGACGAAAUUAAAUACCAGUUAAAAAAGGCUGCAUCUGAGGACCACAGUAACAAUGACUGUUUCACCUGUGCCAUUCUGUCCCAUGGGGAGGAUGGAUUAAUCUGGGGGAUAGACCGACUUAUUGCAAUCAACGACCUCCUGGAACCAUUCAAGGGAAAUAAAUGCCUCUCCCUGGCAGGCAAACCCAAAAUCUUUUUCAUUCAGGCUUGCCGUGGAACGAAGUUUGAUGAAGGUGUGGACAUGAACGUGGCUGAUGCUAAAGGAUUCAUGGAUAUAGAGCCGCAGUUCUCUCUUCAGAAAAUCCCCUCAGAGGCAGACUUUCUCCUGGCUUACUCAGUUGUCCCUGGUUACUACUCGUGGAGAAACUCCUCCAACGGGUCCUGGUUUGUACAGGCCCUGUCCGAGGUCCUAAUGAAGCACGGCCAGACCCUCGACCUUCUGACCAUGAUGACCCGGGUCAAUCAAAUCGUCGCCAACAAAUUCCAGUCCAACACAUCCCACCCUGACAUGAACGAGAAGAAACAGAUUCCGUGCAUCACCUCCAUGCUCACUAAAGAGGUUUACUUUACCAGUAAAUAGAGGGGCACCUGUCUAAUGGAGGGGCACCUGUUGUUAUGUUGAUGUGAUACACUUUACUGCCAUGGGAAAAGAGAGUGAACAAAAUGAUCUGUUAAGGAUUUUUUUUCCAAUUUCAUACAUUGGCAACUCUAACUUGGUAUCACUUGUUACAGAUAUAAAAGUUGCCAUCAUCAAUGAAAACCUGAAAGUGUUUUUUUUUUAUUUUUGGGGAGAAUAUGAAAUGAGUAUAAAGGUAUUGA